CUUCCGGCCGGGGUUGCUAUGGCGCUGCCCCCCUGGGCCCACCCCCGCCGCCGGUGUGUGUUUACAUCGGGCAGGAGGAGCCGGAGCCCCAGCGCCGGGGCAGACGGGCACGCAGCCGCCGGCCGCCCUCCAUCCAUCCCCGCCGGGUGGUGCUCCGGGAGAAGGCGGCAUGAAGGUGUAUGACUUUUGAAACCGUUCCCGCUCGUUAAUCAGUCACGAGGCACACCAGGCAUCCCCUGUCUCCUGAAUUUGUCUAGCAGUAAAAAAAACAAAAACAAAAACAAAAAACCCAACCAAACAAUAAAUAAAUGUUGAUCAGCUAGAUUGUAAGCUCUUUGAGGCAGAAACUGCAUGUAGCUACGCUCUGUACCUAUCCUGAUGGAGAAAUUUGGCUCAGGCCUUCCUCCAAGCCUGUGAGUCAAGGACCUAGCUUAGAAACACAGAUGGUGGAAGAUGAAACUGAGACAGCAAGUGAAGAAUUGCCUCCUCAUCUGCGGGAAGAGCCUCCUGAAGAUGCCAGCAAGGACCAUCCGCAGCCGCAGGCAGGGGUGAUCUGGAGAGUGACGGGCGGCCUGUUCAGCAUCACCCGGGGAGCCGUGGGGGCCACGCUGGGAGGAGUCGCCUGGGUGGGCAGCAAGAGCCUGGAGCUCACCAAAACAGCUGUGACCAGCGUCCCCGCUGCUGGCGUCGGACUGGUGAAGGGCAGCGUCUCGGCAGUGACGGGCGGCGUCGGAGCCGUGGGCAGCGCGGUCGCCAGCAAAGUCCCUUUCACCGCGAAGAAGAAAGACAAGGCUGACUAAUCCCCGUCACAGCGCCCUUCCAAAAGAUCGACCUGCCCGUACUCUCCCCCGACACAGCACCUCUUUGAGUUGGAACCAGCCGCUUCAGGGAGGGUCAAGCACCCCACAGACUCCGGCUGCAGCCUGCUCAGCACCGCCGGCCCGGCUCGGAGCUCACAGAGCCGCUGUCUAUGCCUUUCACUCCCAUCACCUGCUGGGAACCACCUUUACUCCGAGGGCUUUAAAGGCGCCGUUGUCUCUGUCUUGCAGUUUCCUUCCUUCCUUCUUGUUCUUGCAAGCCCAGAGGGGUGGGACAGGGUGUCAGGCUCCAUCUGCCUGAAGGUGGGGUGAGUAACAGGGGAGGGGGAGGAACUAUGCCUGGCUUGAAGUGUGGGUUGUGUAGUCAAAUUCAACUUCAGCUGGGAAGGCAGCCUCCGAAACACCCCUUCCCUUGGCUCUGGGAGGUGUGUUUGGGGGGUCUGCCUGGCGGAGAACCGUAGAAGAGAGUCCCACUGACACAAAGGAGAGAUACUGUGAAGAGGGGGAAGCCUCCCUCCUGCCCUGCACCUCUUACCUUUUCUUUGCAGGGCCCAUCCCACAAGCUGCUCCCCGUCACUUACUCCCUGACUGAAUUGCACCCUUCAGAGAAGAAACCCUCAAGCUCAGCGGAGCAGCUUCAGGGAUGAUGCCACACAAGGGUAUGAUAUGUCUUGGGCCGUCAGCUCCUGCACAGAUUUUCUUGGUGGGAGGCAGGAGGAUGAAAGCUGCCAUAUGUUCCCAUGUGGGGAUGGAGCUGACAGUGGCAUCUGCCAGGCCUCUGUGAUACUGCAGCCCAGGUAGGGAUGCUCCACAGAGAUUGCCCCUUGGAAGUCCGUGCAGUAUCCCUGUCUGCAACAGGGGCGUUUUGACUCUAGGCCACGCUCUCAUUCCACAGACGUCACUAGUAACCCCGAGCGAGUGUGUUCCCAAAUUCCACCCGAGUUCUGCUGCAGGGAGGGAGGGGAGUCCGGGAGCAUUGCUCUCCCCGUGGCUCGGCACCCCGGGAGCGGUGGCCUGGGUGUGAGUGGGCUGCGCCGCGCUGGAGAACGCUGCCCCGAGGGGCUGAGCGCGCUCCAGCAGCAACCAGCCUGCACGGGGCACCAGCACCUCCUCCUCCUCCUCCACGUGCUGCUCCGGGAGCUCCAGCCCGGCUCCUCUAAAUGACGGUGUUGCACUAAAUAGCCCACCCACACUCGUAGCGCCGCAGAAACCCAGACACCUGCAUCCACCUGGGAGUCACAGCCGUCCUCAGCCAGGCCCGCGAUGCUCAAGGGGCCGUGUGGCGUCGCGCACGCGCUUGUACACGCAUGUGCGCACAUGUACACGCACCCACACUCACUCGCUCCAGGGUCCCCUGUAAUUCUCAGGAUGAGGAAAGCCACAGGCUCCCCCAUUAACUCUGCUGCUCCUGGCUUUCGGCAGGUGAUUAGCCUAGGUCGUUAGGUGUCGGAUGCAUAGGCAAGUGAAGCAGUGCUUGUGCUGUAUUUUAUAAAUAUGCAUCUGUGUUAGCGUGUGUGUAUGUAUCAGUCCACAGGCAUGCCUUCAGCCAGGUAAACAAAGCUGUGCCACUGACGCAGAGGAGCUUACAUAGUCACCUUCAGCACUUCCAGCAUGUAGUUUUUCUAUAGGGUCCUGGUCAAAAUAAAAAUCAUGUUUUAGAGGAUGUUUUCCCCUCUGUUGCCCAAGAGUGUAGUUUAUUGAAACCAAAGGAAUGUGAAAAAUCCCCUUUCUCCCAUCUAUGCGGUUUGUUUACUUUCUGCCCUAUCUUUUGGACAUUGAAGCCAACUCCCUCGAUCUUCAUUUCCCAUUGGAGGUCAUUGCGCUUCCUGGCUGCUCUCUUGUACUUUGGACUCAGACAUCAGGGAAUAUUUAAGUACACCCCCACCACCACCCCCGUUUUUGCUGAAUGUUCUUGGGCUUGUGAAGCAGUUUUCACUCUGACCCUUAUUAAAUCCACAUUUUGGGCCUGACGUAAGUCUCUGUGUCCCUGUGCUAGUCACGCUGGUGUUAGUCUCUCUCCAUACCCUUCUCCCCACCCUUCUCUGGGUAGUCCUGGCUGUUUGUAGUGGCAAGAAGUUGCUGAUCUCCAUAGUGUGUUACUCUUGAUAGCGUGAGAGUGGUUUAACCUACAUCUUUUUUUCUGAAGAAGAAACAGCAUUUGAUAUGUGUGUGCAUUUCCUCGCUUCGUCUCUUUUGUUCUGGUGAAGGCCAAGUUGACCCAGAUGUGUUGGGUUUGUCUCGGAAGGCAGCGGCUUCACAGAGAGACUGGGCCUUGAUCUGUGCCUGCACUUUGCUGCGAUGCUUGUGGCAGUUGGCAAGGCCAGAAGAAGUCUUGUCUGUUCUUCCUUUAUCUCAGCCGCCCUGCAAAGCAGGAGGACACUUGGCAUUGCAUGGAUCUCGGCUCACUGCUCUCCCUGAGCGCAUUUCAUUUCUUAUUCCAGAUCACAGACUGCUCCUGAAGCCAACUCUAACUCCAAAGCUAAAAGCUGCUGGUGCGUAACUGGCUGUGCUGUCACCAGCCCUCAUACAAAGACAGUUUCUUACCAACUGGGACGGAAGAGAGUCUUCAUAACGGCCUCUCCCAGGCCUUGGACAGGAGAAGAUGGUACCUAAGGGGCUUUACUUCACCAGCCGCCCCUGGGCAGGUGCUGGGAAGCUCAUCAUGCGUCUGGCUAACCAGUAUCCCACACAGGCUCUUGCUGGGGGAGGCAAUACAUCCUUCCCAGGCUGUUACCUGCAGGCACUGUGUGUGCAGAGCAGGCCUGGAAAAUGGGAUAAAGGUGCAUUAAAGAAGGCCGUAGGGGUCCUGAGGGUUUCCCGUUUCUUUAUUUCUGCUGUUGUGUGCGUGCUUGCAGUAAACAGAGUAAAGCUCUCCAUUUGCCUGGAACUGCCAUUUCCUUGCGGGAUGGCCUGGAGAAGGGGAAAAGAGAUGUGAGGGGAACUCACAGCCUAAAUCACUGUUCUUACAGCCCAGCUAACGGAGAACUCCUGGGCCAUAAAUUGCAAAAGCAAUCAAAUUAGCAGGCAGGGGUAGAAGAUUAAAUCUACUCCAAAACCAAGGCCUCACACCACUUCGCAGGCAUUCAGGAAUACGUAACUGCAGGACUCGAAGGCCUCUGGAAAGUAUGUCUCUGCUAGCAUGCUAGGCCUGCUCGGUUCAUCCAGGUGACCCAGCCCCAGGCUGCUUUUCUGGGCACUCUCAGUGCCAGAGCAGAAGGAAAACAGGGUCAGUGUUCCCAGCCUAAGAGCAGAGACACCUCCCGACAGCUUUGGUUGCAGGAUGGUAAGAUCUGGAUCGGAUGGGGAAGCUGUUGACUCCUGAUGGAUGCCCCAUCUUUCCUCCUCCCCCCACUACAGAGACUCCAGGCAGUUCAGAGUCCACCUGGGUCACUGGUGCAGCCCUUCUCCCACCACCUCUUCACAGCAAAAGCAACAUUGUGCGUGAAUCCCUUGGCUGCUAGCUGGAGGGACUUGGUACAAAACAGAGGGAGCAGCACCGAGGUGGAGGAAAGGAUUGAAGGGAGUUAGUACAAGGAAGAUCACCAAUUUUCAAGUGAUAGUGAGGGGAUGAGGAGAGACUGGUGACCGGCGGAGGUGAGGAGUGGGGGAGUGUGGAGGGAAUUUGUGAGGAUCUGAAUCAGAGGAUGAACACGGUGGAGUUUGUCCUAGGGAAGAGCACAGAAAGGGAACUGGACGGAUGUGGGUUUUGGUGUGUGGUGAUGGUCCACGCCUGGCUGGUGCCCUGCUCCCAUAGGAGUGAUGAUUGCCACGGGCUUCCAUUUAGAUGAUCAAUGUGCCCAACAGAUGGUCCAAGCGCCAGAUCAGCUCCCUCAUUGCCACCCCCCCUGCUUCCCAGAUCUCCCCCAGGCUUUUGUCAUGAUCUCCCCGUGGUGGGGCUGGGUCUCCCCCGUGGGGGAGAUGGGAUGGGGCCUUACACACAGCCCUGUACCCCACCACGACUGGACGUUCCCCGUGCCCCAGCUAAGAGUAGAGCCCACAGGCACAUCCUCUCCUCGCUUUUCCCUUUGCUCAUCACAUUAGCCUUCACUUUAGUUUUUUUAUCCCUCCCUUAGCUUUCUCUCUUGCCCCUGGAUAAACCUCUCCAAAGGUCUCACCGAGACCUUCGAUAAACAUCCACACUCAUAUUGGCUGGGAGGGCAGAGAGGGCGACUCUGCCCCCGCAGCUCCCCUGGCUGGGAGAGAAGUGCAUGUCUUCCACCCCUCUCUGUCCCCUUGUUGUGUGUGUGUGUGUGUGUGUGUGUGUGUGUAGAACCUUAACCCACUUCUUUUCCUCUGGGUUCCCUCGUUGGCUCUUCUCCCUGUGGGUGGGUCAUUUCGGUGUCUCCGUUGCAAAGUCAUCCAUGUAAAAACAACAGCGCGAGUGGGACCGCGGAGAUGGCUAGGGAGAGCCGCAGAGCUGCUGGGAGAGAUGCCAGGGCCCAACUCUGCUUCUCUAGGAGCCGAGCAGCCCUUUGGCAACUCAAAACCAUCGCUGCAGCCACGCAGCCCCAUGCACGGUGCUGGGCUCCGGAGAACACUUCUGUUCUUUAUCAUUUCAUUGUCUGUAAUUGGUUUCCUACUGAAUUUGUUUGCUUGGUUUGUUUUGCAGUGUGUUUCUGGGAAUAUUCUGCAUCUCUGUAUUUUAAUUACAGUAAAAUUUGAGGAUAAAAA
Tyto alba (common barn owl) is the source of this 5489-nucleotide messenger RNA. RefSeq names its product transmembrane protein 263-like. The transcript has 4 exons. NCBI's taxonomy places the organism in Eukaryota, Metazoa, Chordata, Aves, Strigiformes, Tytonidae. The coding region runs from base 444 to 800 and encodes 118 amino acids. The record is from RefSeq and is a predicted model, not a curated record.